AUGACCGACUUGCAACCACGAACGCAUAUCGCCAUACAGCCUGCACCCCAGCCGGCUCAUCCAGCAUAUUUUAACAACAUACGACAGUGGUCUACUUCUGUCACUCCUCCUCCUACGAAUGGGAGGACAAAUCCUACCCGCUCGCGCACUCGCGUCACGCGAGGAAGUACUCUGGCUACGACCUCACAGACAGCUGCGAGCACGUUGACCAUUCCUAUAGCUCCCCAACCAUCGACUUCCACAUUGCCUUCCGCGACUGAAGCCUCCGCGUAUCCUCUACCCUUGACGACCAGUAUUCCAGCUGCGACCCAAGCCCUCCAUUCCACGUACGCUUCGAGGCUACGGACAGGAACCACCCUGCUCAUGCAGCCUGUUUUCACUCCGGCAUCGGUCAAUGCCAUAACGACGCGCUCGACCCGUCGAGGGGGAGCGGUCAAUUACGCUGAUCCCGGCUCGGGAGACGAGUUCCCCGAUGCCGGAGCUAUCGACUCGGAUGAUUCAGAUUUUAUAGCGAGUGGUGGAACAAGGUCAGCAGUGCGGGCGGCGAGAUUAUCUAGCAAAGCACCUGCGGGGGCGUCUGUGUUCCACACUGGAAGCGUGGCAGCGGCGUCGCCUGCCUUCCAGCCACAGCAGCGCAACGAAUUGGAUCAGAGCUACUUAGGCAUGAUUCCUCCGUCGAAAUUUAUUGCGGCGAAGCCUGUCGCGCCGACAAAACAUGACUACUUCCCACCUGAAGCCCUGGACAUACAGGCAAGAAGACCUACAGCCCUAGUGCCCAUCCGUGUCGAGUUUGAAACCGACACCCAUCGCGUCAGGGACUGCUUUGUCUGGAACUUGCAUGAGGAUCUGAUCAAACCGGAAGUAUUCGCGCGGACGUUCUGUGCGGACUUGGAUUUGCCUACCCACCCUUGGGUCGACACCAUUGCUGCUCAGAUCCGUGCACAGCUCGAAGAUCACGAAGGUGUGGCCUCGAUGGACUUUGGUGCGAAUCCGGACGCGGAGGAGAGCAUGGCAGAAGGCGAAGAAGUCAGCGAGUGCCGCGUGGUCCUCAGUAUUGACGUACAAAUUGCCUCAUAUCACCUCUCCGAUCACAUAGAGUGGGACCUCCUGUCCCCGCUUACGCCGGAAAUGUUUGCGACAACACUCUGCGCCGAGCUGGGCCUGUCCGGCGAAGCGAUCCCGCUCGUCGCUCACGCAGUGCACGAAGAGCUGGUGAAGCACAAGCGUGACGCGGUUGAAUGGGGUGUGAUUGGCGGCGACACGCGCGACGCAGGGGACGAGCUCGCCGGCGAGCGGCCAAGAGACAAGAGCGGGAACAGCCUAAUGAAGGACAAAACAGGCCUCGGGCUGGGUUGGGGGCGCGCGCCGAAGGACGGCAGGGGCCCGAAGCCGCUGCGCAGCGUGUGGAGGGACUGGGCUGAGGCGGAGGAGUUCCGGACGCGGUUCGAGGUACUGACGGCGGAAGAGGUUGAACGGAGAGAGACCGAGCGAGAGCGGGCGAGCCGACGCUUGCGGCGAGAAACAUCCAAGUUUCAAUCACAAGCAUCGUCGAGAAGGAGACGAUGA
Messenger RNA from Fibroporia radiculosa, 1566 nucleotides. RefSeq lists its product as uncharacterized. The record is from RefSeq and is a predicted model, not a curated record. Gene Ontology annotation, biological process: chromatin remodeling; regulation of transcription by RNA polymerase II. The transcript has 5 exons. Gene Ontology annotation, molecular function: transcription coregulator activity. Gene Ontology annotation, cellular component: nucleus; nuclear chromosome. Bases 1 to 1566 code for a protein of 521 amino acids. Lineage: Eukaryota; Fungi; Basidiomycota; Agaricomycetes; Polyporales; Fibroporiaceae.